UUUGCAGGGGAUUUUCCUUGCUGGGCUUGAGCCCGAUCAGUUGGCGUGCCGUUGUCAUGGACCGGCGGGGAUUGCGCCCACUGCGGGCGUCGGUCAAGGCAGCCAAGAUAGCUGAGGCCACCAGGAACUGGCCGUGGCAAGACACGCUGUCGCAGGACGGCCCCCGCGCGCGUGGAAAAACGAUCGGGAGCCGUUGGUCGGUGCGGCCAGUUGGAUCCAAGGCCAGCAGCCAGAGGGAUGCAAAGCCGGAGGCAAAAAGCUGUCAGAAUGCGGAUCUUGGCUACAAGCAAUGGGAGGCCAAAAGCCAGAGUGCGGAUGGAAAGCAUCCAGCAAUUGAGGCAAAAAGCUGCCAGAAUGCGGAUCUUGGCUACAAGCAAUGGGAGGCCAAAAGCCAGAGUGCGGAUGGAAAGCAUCCAGCAUUUGAGGCCAAAAGCCAGAGCGAGGAUGCAAAUCAACCGCAGGAGGAUGGGAAACUGGAUUCGGAGGUGCGGCAGGAGGCUCUCGAUACUGCGGAGCCUGCCCGGAAGAUCCGAUGGGAUGAGAAGGACCGGCGCUUCAUGUUCUGCUUCAAGGUGGCGGGGAAGGCGGUGCCCUUCCAGACCACCUGCAAAGCCGCUGGCAGCAAAGAGGCGGCGGAGCGCAUUUGUCGGCAGUGCUAUGAGAGGUUCCAGUCUGGUGCCACUAAGGAGGAGGUCAUCGCGUACCGCCAGCAGCUCUAUGAGUCCAAGGAGGCGGCCCCUGAGGCGCCGCCCGACCCGGCGGGCGCAGGCGGUGCGGACGACGCAAAGGGCGAGGCCGUGAAGUCGGAGAAGGCCAAGUUCCAGACCAAGAGGAGAGUGGAGCGUGGAGCACAUGCAGAGGAAGGCAAAGAAAAGGAGAAGGGCGCGGAGGAGAAGGCAAUCAAGGACAAGGAGGCAAAGGAGAAGGAGGCGAAGGUGGCGGCGGCCAAGGAAGCUGAGGAGGGUCCUCGGGGCCUGGGCGCCCGCUCCUUCUGGAGCUUCGCCUGCGAGGCCAUGCGAGGCGCCGGGUCGCGGAACCCCUGGUGCCGCCGCUUCUGCCUGGAGCCAGCGCACAUCGGGCCCCCUGCUUCCUGCGCACGGCUUUCCAAGAAGGUUGUGCUUCAAGCCUUUGCGGGCGCCAAGAGCGUGCUGGGCGCCGGCGACGGCUGGGAGGGCGUUCAGGCCGUGGCUGCCACGCAGGCCUGGGCCAAGGCUGCCAUGCCCCAGCUGCGCGUCCUGCUGCUUCCGCGGGGCGACCGACUGCGGUUGCCGGAGAUCGCCCAGCUCUUGGCGCACUUCGAGACGAUGCUGGACCUGAAGGCGCGCUUCGGGGCAAUUGUGCCGGAGGAGUCGCUGCCUGAGGAGUGGCGCUGCCGAGGCCGAGUGGAGGCGGCCGAUCCUUCCGAGGCGCUGGGCAAAGGCUUGGCCGACAGGCCCCUGCGGGCUGUGAGUCCGGGCGCCACGGAGGCCGCCGGCGAAGGGGUGAACGGCAAAAAGCCGGGCAAUGCGGGCAAUGCGGGCAAUGCGGGCAAGCCGGGCAAGCCGGGCAAGCCGGGCAAGCCGGGCAAGCCGGGCAAGCCGGGCAAGCCGCAGCAGAUCAAGGAGGCGUCAAAUCGGAAGAGAGUGAUCAAGAAGGCAGAAUCGCAGAAGACAAAAGCAGCACCCAAGAAGGCACCAAAAACUGCAAAUACACGGAAGAAGUCAGAAGCAGACAAGAAGGCAGGACCAGCAAAGAAGGAAGAAUCAGCAAUGAAAGACAAAGGGAAGAAGGCAGGAGCAUCCAAGGAGGCAACCAAGGGGACGAGAGUCGUCGAGAAGCUGACCAGCAGAGAAAGGCGGGCGGCUGCCAAGCUGUUGCAGAAGCUCAAAAGCAAAGCCGCGGAAGCAAAGAAGGACAAGGCCGGGGAGAUCUUGAGCGGAAGGCAGCGGGAGGCUGCGGCAAAGCUCUUGCAGAAGCUGAAGAUGAAGGAAGAGGCAGCCAAGAAGGGGCCGGAGAAGCCUGGCCCGGCGCCCAAGAAGGGGACGGCUGAGAAGAGCCAGCGGGCGGCGGCCAAGAUGUCGCCCAAACCGAAGGGAAGAGCCGAGGCAAAGUCCGGCAAAUCGGAAUCGGCCAAGAAGCCUAAGGAAGAGCCGUUGUCCAAGAAGAGGAAGGCGCUGGCUGGGAAGGCUGGGAAGGGCAACAAGGUGGAAGUGUGCAGCGUGUGUGGCGGCUUCAGCCCCUUUGCUCCCAUGUCAUGCGACACAUGCACCGCUGACCUAUCCAAGAGGCGCAGGCUCCGCUUCGGCUGCGGGGAGUUGGUCUGGUGCCGGGGCUUCGGGCCCAAGUGGCCGGCCCGGGUGGCGGCGGUGGGCUUCGACGGCCCAGAGGACCAGGAGCCCUACGGUGUGAACUUCUUCGGGGAGGCCAGCAGCGCCUGGGUGAGCGAGGCCCAGCUGGAACCCUGGACGGCCAAAGACGCCUCCGCGGUGUCGGACCGCUGGAAGCGCCGCUUCGCGCGGGCCCUGGCGGAGGCCAAGGCCGCAUGAGCCGCACAUGUCAAGGCUGGAGCUGCCGAAUCGGCGUCUGUUCUCGAGGCUGGGUACUCUUUGUGGUGAAGGGACACCAAGAAACCACCCUAGAGACACUGACACACUCCCAACUAGUGACAAACCGUAACCCAGGCGCUGAAUUGUGACCAGAGACAAGAAAAGGUUGAC
This is a messenger RNA of Effrenium voratum, 2696 nucleotides long. The record is from the annotation of a GenBank genome assembly. Lineage: Eukaryota; Dinophyceae; Suessiales; Symbiodiniaceae.